GUGGAGCUUCUUGAGUCCGGGCCUAUUUCGGAUGCCUCUCUGAUGCCAGGUGCUUUGACUCAACCCUGAGACUUUGCCUGUCACCUCUAGUGUGGUAAGAGGAUCCGGAAACAGUGUGCUAUAGAGGGAAAGGCUGUUUGGGUUGGCACAGCUGUUAGCUGUGGCAGCGUCCUGCGUGUGACAGAGCUGUAGCUGAAUUUGAUUCAGUGCCGUGAGGACUGAGCCUACACACUCCUGAGUGCACCAUGACUGGACAGAGGAGACGGUUACUCCUCAACUAGAGGGACCUCUGGCUACAAAGAGGACUGGAAUUUGAAGUGCAAAGUGUAAUACUUCAGCCUUCAGAAUGGUGGCGCUCUCUCUGAAGAUCUGUGUGAGGCAGUGUAAUGUAGUGAAGACUCUGCAGUUUGAGCCAUCCACAGCUGUGUAUGACGCGUGCCGGGUCAUCAGAGAGAGAGUUCCAGAAGCACAAAGUGGACAAGCUUCAGAGUAUGGGCUGUUCCUGUCGGACGAGGACCCCCGGAAAGGAAUCUGGUUGGAUGGUGGACGGACGCUGGAUUACUAUAUGCUGAGAAAUGGGGACAUCCUAGAGUAUAAGACGAAGCACAGGCCUCAGAAGAUUAAGAUGUUGGAUGGUGCAGUAAAGACUGUAAUGGUGGAUGACUCUAAAACAGUCGGAGAGCUUCUCAUCACCAUCUGCAGUAGAAUAGGAAUCACUAACUAUGAUGAGUACUCGCUGAUUCAGGAGCUGGUGGAGGAGAAGAAAGAUGAAGGGCUGGGCACGCUGAAGAAAGAGCACCCUCUGCUGGGGGACGAGAGAAAGAUGGAGAAGCUCAGAGCCAAACUGCACACGGAGGAUGACUUGAACUGGCUGGACCAUGGUCGAACGUUUCGUGAACAGGGUAUUGUGGCGAGCGAAACUCUGCUGUUGAGGCGAAAGUUCUUCUACUCUGAUUUGAAUGUGGACUCUCGGGACCCAGUUCAGCUGAACCUGCUGUAUGUCCAGGCUCGUGAUGACAUUCUGAAUGGUUCUCACCCAGUCUCCUUUGACAAGGCUUCUGUGUUUGGGGGCAUUCAAACACACAUCCAAUUUGGCCCUCAUAUUGAGCACAAGCACAAAGCUGGAUUCCUGGACUUAAAGGAGUUCCUUCCUAAAGAAUACAUGAAGCAGAGAGGAGCUGAAAAGAAAAUCUUUCAGGAACAGAAGGCAUGUGGAGAGAUGACAGAGAUUGAAUCUAAAGUGAAAUAUGUGAAACUGGCCAGGUCACUCAGAACCUAUGGAGUCUCCUUCUUCCUUGUGAAAGAGAAGCUGAAGAGCAAGAAUAAACUUGUGCCUCGAUUGUUGGGAGUAACUAAAGAGUCUGUGAUGCGAGUGGAUGAGAAAACCAAAGAAGUGCUACAGGACUGGCCCCUGACUAGGGUGAAGAGAUGGGCUGCAUCACCGAAGAGCUUCACGCUGGAUUUUGGAGAGUAUCAGGAAAGCUAUUACUCUGUCCAGACCACAGAGGGGGAGCAGAUCUCUCAGCUAAUAGCUGGCUACAUUGACAUCAUCCUCAAAAAGAAGCAAAGUAAAGAUCGCUUUGGUCUAGAAAGUGAUGAAGAAGCUGCCAUGCUGGAGGAAUCCAUCUCUCCAAAGAAGUCUACCGUUGUACAACAGCAGUCAAACAGGGUUGGACAGCCCGAGUAUGGCUUAGUGGCCUUACCAGGUGUGCUGCGCUCCAGCUCUGUUGCCCCGGAAACUCUAAGUUUGGGUACUAUGCCGUCUCCACAGCAACAGAUCACCACUGGACAGAUGCAUCUUGGGCACAUGCCUCCACUGAGUGCAGCCCAACAGGCUCUGGUGGGAACCAUUAACACCAGCAUGCAGGCUGUGCAGAAGGCCCAGCUUCACUUGGAAGGCACGGAGGACAUCGCCUCACUGGGAGAUGACUGGGCCUCCAAAAUGUGGAACCAGAACAAGGUUGAUGAGUCCAAACACGAGAUCCACUCUCAGGUUGGGGCCAUUACAGCUGGCACUGCCUCCGUCGUCAAUCUGACAGCAGGAGACCCGUUAGACACGGAUUACACAGCAGUUGGCUGUGCCAUCACCACCAUCUCCUCUAACCUGACGGAGAUGUCCCAGGGGGUGAAGCUGCUUGCAGGCCUGAUGGAAGACGAGGUGGGCAGCGGGCGGGACCUGCUACGGGCUGCCAGGACGCUGACAGGAGCCGUCUCUGACCUGCUCAUAGCUGUGGAGCCUGCCUCAGGACAGCCUCGACAGACUGUAUUGACUGCAGCUGGUCAUAUUGGUCAGGCCAGUGGAGACCUCCUCCGACAGAUUGAGGAGAAUGACACUGAUGAACGAUUCCAGGAUGUUCUGAUGAGUCUAGCUAAGGCCGUAGCGAACGCGGCAGCCAUGAUGGUUCUGAAGGCGAAGAAUGUAGCCCAAGUGUCUGAGGAUAUGGUCUUGCAGAACACAAUCAUCACCGCAGCAACCCAGUGCGCCCUCUCCACCUCCCAGCUGGUAGCCUGUGCCAAGGUGGUGAGCCCCACCAUGAGUUUGCUAGAGUGUCAGGAGCAGCUGGUGGAGGCGGUGCGGUUGGUGGAGCGCUCGGUGGAGAGCUGUGUGGAGGCCUGCGUCUGUGCCAACCCCGACAACGAGCUGCUUCACGCAGUUAGUGCAGCUGCUAGUGUGGUGAGCCAGGCACUCGCUGAGCUGCUGGCACACGUGCGUAACUUCACCACUUGGAGAGAGUCAGUUGGACGCUACGACCAGGCCACAGAUGCCAUCAUGACCGUUACAGAGAACAUCUUCAGCUCUAUGGGAGAUGCUGGUGAGAUGGUGAGGCAGGCACGGGUUCUGGCACAGGCGACCUCUGACCUAAUAAAUGCUCUGAGGUCAGAUGCAGAGAUGGAAGUUGACGUGGACAACUCGAAAAAGCUCCUUGCUGCUGCCAAACUUCUGGCCGAUGCCACAGCGCUCAUGGUGGAAGCUGCAAAGGGGGCAGCAGCAUGUCCGGAAAAUGAGGACCAGCAGCAGAAGCUGUGGGAGGCAGCGGAGGGGCUGCGUGUAGCCACCAACGCCGCCGCCCACAACACCACCACCCACAACACCACCAAUGCCACCAAAAAGAAGCUGAUCACCAGGCUGGAGAAUGCCUCCAGGCAGGCUGCCGCUGCUGCCACUCAGACCAUUGCAGCAGCCCAGAAUGCAGCAGGAUCCAACAAGAACACUGCUGCCCACCAGCAACUGGUGCAGAGCUGCAAGGUACUGGCUGAGCACAUCCCUCACCUGGUGCAAGGUGUGCGGAACAGUCAGGGCCAGCCUGAGAAGGGCAGUUCCCAGCUCGCCCUCAUCGUUGCCAGCCAGAACUUCCUCCAGCCUGGCGGUCAGAUGGUGGCCUCAGCCAAGUGCUCUGUUCCAACGGUCACAGACCCAUCGGCGGCCUUGCAGCUGGGGCUGUGUGCCAGGAACCUGGACACCAGCCUGGCAGAGCUUCACACAGCCAUAAAGCAGGUUCAGGAGGCGAGUGGUGUGGAGGAGAUGGACUCAGUCCUCUCAGUCAUACAGACACUGAGCAACCAGCUCAGCCAGGCUAAGAUGGCCACUGUUAAACAGCAGCUCAGACCUCUGCCUGGAGAAUCGUUGGAGAAAUGUGCACAGGACCUUGGCAGCACAUCUAAAGUUUUUGGAUCUUUCAUGGCUCAGCUGCUUACCUGCACUGCACAAGGCAAUGAGCAUUACACAGGUGUUGCUGUCAGAGAGACUGUUCUAGCUCUGAAAAGACUUGCACAGGCGGUAAUGGGUGUGGCAGCAGCGACCUCUGACCCUGCAGUAGCCUCUGCCAUGUUGGACUCAGGCCGAGAUUUUAUGGAGGGUUCAGCUGAGCUGUUCUCCAAGGCCAGACAGGUGCUGCUGAGCCAUGGCGAUACAGAGAGCCAACAGAAGUUAGCUGAGGUGGCGAAGGCUGUUUCACACUCCCUCAGCAUGUGUGUGAGCUGUCUGCCAGGACAGAAGGAUGUUGAUCUGGCUCUGAAGAGCAUUGCAGAAGCCACUAAGAAGCUGCAGCUGGACACGGUCCCUCCGUGCUGCAGGUCCUUCCAAGAAGCACAGAUGGACCUUAGCCAGACGGCAGCUGAUCUGAAUCAGUCUGCAGGAGAUGUAGUUCACGCCUCCAGGGGAACAAGCCACCAGCUUGCAGAUGCUUCUGGAAAGUUCAGCGAGGAUUUUGAUGAGUUUCUUAAUGCAGGCAUUGAGAUGGCAGGCCACACACAGUGUAAAGAUAAUCAGCUCCAGGUGAUUGGUACUCUGAAAAACAUCUCCAUGGCCUCCAGUAAACUGCUGCUGGCUGCUAAGUCUCUGUCUCUGGACCCUGGAGCAGCUAUCGCUAAAAGCCUGCUGACAGGAGCUGCCAGGUCUGUAACUGACAGCAUAAACCAUCUGAUUACUUUGUGUACACUGCAAGGACCAGGGCAAAAGGAGUGUGACAAUGCACUCAGAGAACUCCAGGCUGUGGAGGAGCUGUUAAACCAUCCUAAUGAGCCAAUCAGUGAGUCGUCGUAUUUUGACUGCAUUGAGAAUGUCAUGGAGAACUCAAAGGUCCUUGGGGAGUCUAUGGCAGGUAUUUCCCAUAACUGCAAGGUUGCAGAUGUGGAAGCUUUCGGAGAGUGUGUGGCUCUGGCCUCUAAAGCCCUCUGUGGACUUACAGAGGCAGCUGGACAGGCUGCUUACCUUGUGGGCGUGUCAGAUCCUAACAGCCAAGCAGGUCAACAGGGCUUAGUCGAUACCAUUCAGUUUGCACGAGCAAAUCAGGCGAUCAGGAUGGCCUGUCAGAACCUCAGUGACCCUGGCAGUAGUCCAUCCCAGGUGCUCUCUGCGGCGACCAUUGUGGCGAAGCACACCUCAGCACUAUGUAACGUGUGCCGUCUGGCGUCCUCUAGGACCGACAACCCUGUUGCCAAGCGACACUUUGUCCAGUCAGCCAAAGAGGUGGCCAACAACACUGCCAACUUGGUGAAAACCAUCAAGGCUCUGGAUGGGGAUUUUUCAGAUGAGAAUCGGGAGAAAUGUCGUGUUGCUGCAGCUCCUCUGACUGACGCUGUGGGCAGUCUGACCACUUUUGCUUCCAGCCCCGAGUUUGCCAGUGUGCCUGCGCAAAUAAGCAGAGAGGGUUGUGCUGCACAGCUGCCUAUCCUUCAGUCAGCACACUCCAUGCUGGCUAGCUCCAUCCUCCUCUUGAAUACUGCACGCUCACUGGUUCUGAACCCUAAAGACCCUCUAACAUGGUCCACACUUGCUGGCCACUCACGUACGGUGUCUGACUCCAUCAAGAGCCUCAUUGCUGCCAUCAGAGAAAAAGCUCCAGGCCAGAGGGAAUGUGACUGUGCCAUAGAGAGCAUUAGCAAAGCCAUCAGAGAGCUUGAGCAAGCCUUCCUUGCAGCCGUUACGCAGGGUCUCCCUGCCCAAGACAUCUCCCUGCAGGCUUUGCAGGAGAAACUGAUGUCAUCAGUUGAGGAAGUGGGUCACCUGAUUGAGCCCACCUCUACCGCAGCUAAGGGGGAGGCGGCACAGCUGGGACACAAUAUGUCACAGCUGGUGAGCUGUUUUGAUGAUCUGUGCAGAGCAGCUGUGGGUGUAGCAUCUCUGCUGCUUCACCACCAGCAGCAGAUGACCGUGCUGGACCAGGUGAAGACCCUGGCGGAAUCUACGCUGCAGAUGCUCUAUGCUGCCAAGGAGGCAGGCGGCAAUCCAAAGGCCAUACUUACCCAUCAAGCCAUAACUGAGGCGGCUCAGCUGAUGAGGGAGGCCAUCAGUGAUCUCUUGCUGACCCUGAAUGAAGUAGCCAGUGAGGUGGGCGUUGUGGGGGCCAUGGUGAAUUCCAUCACUGAUGCUGUGGACAAGUUGGCUGAGGGGACCCGGACUGAUGCACAGGGCUCAUUUGUGGACUACCAGACCACCAUGGUGCAGCACUGCACAUCCCUCGCUGCAGCGGCACAGGAGAUGAUGACAAAGUCAGUGAGUGCCCCUGAAGAACUGGGCAGUUUAGCGUCUCGGGUGACGGCGGACUACAGGCAGCUGGCACUGCAGCAGCACACUGAGGUCUCUCCAGCAGAUGAGGAGGAGGAGGUGGGUCUGCAGGUGAGAGGGCAUGUCCAAGAACUCGGUCAUCUGUGCAUCGCGCUGGUACAGAAAACAGGGGCCCUGCAGCUGUGCUCGUCAGGAUUAGUCACCAAGAGGGAGCUCAAUGAGUGUGUACGCGCCAUCACUGAGAAGGUCUCUGUCCUGGUGUCAGCCCUCCAGGUGGGUAAUAAGGACAUCCAGGCGUGUGCCAGUGCAGCCAGUGCUGUGUCAGGCAUCGUAGCCGAUCUGGACACAGUCAUCAUGUUUGCCUCAGCAGGCACACUUAACAUGGAGAACGAUGCAGGUUCUUUUGCUGACCAUAGGGAGACCAUUCUGAAGACGGCCAAAGUGCUGGUUGAGGACACGAAGAAGCUGGUGUCUGGAGCAGCGUCUGGCCCAGAGAAGCUGGCACAUGCAGCCCAGUCGUCCGCCCAGACCAUCACGCACCUCAGUGAGGUGGUGAAGGUGGGGGCCGCCAGCCUUGGCCCUGCAGACCCUGACACACAGAUGGUGUUGAUUAAUGCAGUGAAGGAUGUUGCUAAAGCUUUAGCUGAGCUCAUUGGCGCCACCAAGUGGGCAGCUGGAAAAGCAGCAGGCGACCCGUCCAUGUUCCAUCUGAAGAGUGCAGCUAAGGUGAUGAUAACGAACGUGACGUCACUGCUGAAGACUGUGAAAGCAGUGGAGGAUGUGGCCACUAGGGGGAGUAGAGCGCUGGAGGCUGCUAUCGAGGCCAUCAAACAAGAGCUCUGUGUUUUUCAGUCCAGAGAUACUCCAGUGAGGUCUGCCACACCUGAGGAGUUCGUUCGAAUGACCAAGGGCAUCACCAUGGCCACAGCUAAAGCUGUUGCUUCUGGUAACUCUGCCAGACAGGAAGAUGUCAUCUCCACAGCCAACCUGAGCCAAAAAGUUAUUGCAGAUAUGCUAACAGCAUGCAAGAGAGCAGCGUAUCAUGAUGGGGUUAGUGAGGAACUGAGGGCCAAGGCGCUGCUUUAUGGGACAGAAUGCACCAAAGUGUACAUAGACCUGCUGGAGCAAGUUCUGCAGGUCCUGCAGAGGCCCACAGCAGAACAGAAGCAACACUUGGCUGUCUUUUCCAAACGUGUAGCUGGCGCAGUUACUGAACUCAUUCAUAUAGCAGAGAACAUGAAAGGUUCUGAGUGGGUUGACCCAGAGGACCCCACAGUGAUUGCAGAGACUGAACUGCUGGGAGCUGCAGCCUCCAUCGAAGCUGCUGCCAAAAAGCUGGAACACCUCAAACCCAGAGCAAAACCAAAGCAAGCUGAUGAGAGUUUGGACUUUGAGGAGCAGAUUCUAGAAGCAGCCAAGUCUAUUGCCACAGCAACUAGUGCCUUGGUGAAAUCUGCCUCAGCUGCCCAGAGAGAGCUUAUUGCCCAGGGCAAGGUGGGCUCUAUUCCUGCGAAUGCAGAGGACGAUGGCCAGUGGUCACAAGGACUCAUCUCUGCUGCUCAUCUGGUUGCUGCGGCGACGGGUAGCCUAUGUGAGGCAUCUGUGCAGGGUCACCACGGCAGUGAGGAGAGGCUUAUCUCCUCUGCCAAGCAGGUGUCCACCUCCACCGCACAACUGCUGCUCACUUGCAAGGUGAAGGCAGACCACAACUCUGAGGCUAUGAGGAGGUUACAGGCUGCUGGUAACGCAGUGAAGCGAGCGUCAGACAAUCUGGUGAAGGCGGCGCAGAAAUCAGCCUUUGAUAAGACCGAUGAGGAUAACGUGGUGGUGAAGACCAAUUUUGUUGGAGGAAUUGCUCAGAUCAUUGCGGCGCAGGAGGAGAUGUUGAAGAAGGAGAGAGAGCUGGAGGAGGCCAGGAAGAAACUAGCUCAGAUCAGACAACAGCAGUACAAAUUCCUGCCUAGCGAACUAAGAGGGGAUGAGGACUAAAUCACUACCUCCUGUGGGUGUGUGAGGCAGGGGGUGUACAGGAAGUAGAUGUGAUGGACAAAACUGAUUUCUGUAUGUGUUGCAGCAGCCCUUAAUUGUUUUCAAAACAGCAGCAGCAUGGCGCUCACAAGGGCUCCAUGUGCUUCAGCUCCACUCAAGGCUCAAUGUGAUCACAUUACAACACUUGCUUACCUUUCUGACUAUAAACAAGUCAAAUAUUGAAUGUGACUUUCAAACCUGAUCCACAGAAGGUGGCUGUUUUAUUGCAUACCUGUACAUCAGAUACACCACAUGGGUAACAUUAGGGUUAAUUCUAACGUAUAAGGGUAAUAUUAGUCUAUUAAUAUUAGGUUAAUCCUAACCUAUAUGGGUAAUAUAUAUUAGACUAGGAUUAAAUGUUUAAAGUUGGCGUUAGGAAGUUUCACUACUGGGGCAGAUCACACUGGAUUCUUGGCCUUGGCUGUUUUGUGGCUCCUAAUGUCUCUAAGAUUGUUACGAUUCCAGCAGAAACGAGGCAAGAGGUAGAACGCAAAUGCAGGAGAUGGUUUAUUAAAUGAGAGUAACCAAACACGGAGGGCAAAAUAAAUAGAGACAAAGGGGAAUUAAUCAGACGCAGGUGAACAUAA
Messenger RNA from Electrophorus electricus (electric eel), 8622 nucleotides. Its product is annotated as talin-2-like. The record is from RefSeq and is a predicted model, not a curated record. NCBI's taxonomy places the organism in Eukaryota, Metazoa, Chordata, Actinopteri, Gymnotiformes, Gymnotidae. Gene Ontology annotation, molecular function: structural constituent of cytoskeleton; actin filament binding; integrin binding. Gene Ontology annotation, biological process: cell-cell adhesion; actin cytoskeleton organization. Gene Ontology annotation, cellular component: plasma membrane; focal adhesion; cytoplasm.